GUAGCUCGUCCCGCCACUCGACUGCCGUAGCUUUGGUUGACUCCAAAAGGAGUAGUGCAGGGAUUAAUUAUAUGUGGUUUGUAGUAUAAGGUGUGUUAAGACUGUUACUACUGUGAAUGGAGUUGAUCCUUUCACCAGUUGGUCCUUCGGUAUCGUCGUCAAUAGAAAAGAGAUAAUAAUAAUAGAUAUAAUUAGUGAAGGUAUUCAGACUAACAGACAGAAAAAGAAUAAGAAAACGUAACAACAGUCAGUCAACCGGUAUAUAUAUAUAUACCAGUAAUAAUGAUAAUGAUAAUAAUAAUAAUAGGUGUAGUUAAAGCUGUCAGGAGAGUAAAACUGAGGAGAAUGUAAAGAAGUAAAACGACCAGUUUAAUUGUCUACCUUUGAAUGGUGUAUGCCAUUUUAAGGGGAUAGGCCAUUUGGAUGAAGUCCUUGUGUCGCUGCAUGGUUGUCCAGCCUUCGCUUAAAGGCGUCCACAGAUGGUGCCAUAGCUACAUCUGCCGGUAAGGAAUUCCAGGGACGGCAAACCCGCAGGGAAAAGAAGUGGGAGCGCACCCGGGUCCUUGCCCUCUGAUGAGCUAUCCUUCUAGGAUUUUCACGAGGGUGCCUAUACCUACUCAAUGGCAGAACACCUUUGUUUGGGUGAUUCUGAUCAUUUGUUAUUUUGUAGGCAGUAAUUAAAUCCCCCCUAAGACGACGGUAACUAAUUGUGAAUAGGCCUAAUUUCUUCAGCCUUUCAUCAUAUGGUUUAUUUCGGAGACCAACCACCCCUUUUGUUGCCCGUCGUUGGGCUCUUUCCAAGAGGUUGGCGUAUCUUUUAAGCAGUGGGGGUGCAAUGAUAUUAUGCACUUCAAGAUGCGGUCUGACGUAUGUUUUAUACAACCUUAGAAAGAGCUCAGGAGUGAGUGCACCUAAUUGCCUAUGUGCAAAGUGUAUGACCGCAUAUGCCCUCGCUACAUCCCCCGUGUAAUUCACGCUUGUGUCCAUUUUCUCCGUUAGAACUAGACCUAAGUCGCGUUCCGACGUUGUGCAGGACAAGCUUUCAUCGCACAGGGUGUAACUUGCAUCCUGCAGUCUACAGGUGCGUAACUCCACUACCUUGCACUUUUCAGGUUGAAAGUCAUGCAACUGGCCACCGCCCAGUCUUCCAGAAGGUAUAGACCUUCCUGUAGCCAAUCUGAGUCCUCCUGGCACUUUAUCGCCCUCCAUAUCUUCAAGUCGUAAGCGUAUAGAAGAGCCGGGUAACUUAGACGGCACGGUAGAUCAUUGAUGAAAAUCAAAAAUAUCAGUGGUCCUAGGAUAGAACACUGCGACACUCCUGAUGACGAGCUGUGCCAAGAUGAUCGGGCUCGACUGACCUUAGUGCAAAAUUGCCUUUCAGUUAGGUAGUCCUUUAACCAUGACAAAGGUGGCUUACCUAAACCUACCUGGCUUAUUUUGUGUAGGAGGUCAUGGUGAACAGUGUCAAAUGCCUUCUCAAAGUCUAGAAAGAUCACAUGGACUAGAACAUUCAUAUCCCAGAAUGAUGUCCAGUCAUCCCAAGCUGAUAAUAAGUUAGUGACGCAGGAUCUCCCUUUCCUGAAACUGUGUUGGGCUUCAUGGAGUAUUUUAGACAUAUCCAGAUAUUCCCUGAUGUGAUCAUCAAUAAUACUUUCCAGUACUUUCGAUACCACUGGGAGUAGAGCUACUGGUCUAUAAGUGGUGGGAUUUUACCUGUCGUUCCACUCCAGCCCCAAUCUUAGUUGCAAUCUUCUCCAUAGCCUUACACGUAACCCUACCCUAAUCCUACCGUAACCCUAAAUCAGGCUGAAACUUGCAACGAAGAUUAUUGUUCAGGGAUCUGUGUGGUUAAAUGUCAUUUGACUAUAAUAUCUGUUCUUUACCCUUGCCACCCACUGAAUCGCCGUUGGGGAGAAUUCAUUAAGCAUGUUUCAACUAUUGAUUUUUAUUUAUUUAUUUUAUUGCAGCUUGAUUCCACACAGUAUUUUGGUACAAGUAUGAAAUUUUCAGCAUGUGAUAUCGGUAGCCCAAAUUUAGCAGGCCGACCAUAGAUAUCAGGUGUGCGUAAUGCCACAAUUAAAAUGUCAUUCUCAAUUGCGAAGAGCAAUUUCAUCACAGGCUAAUUGGAAUAUCACAAGUUUUAACAUUGCAGUAGAAGUCUAAGAAAUCUGCCCCUAAUCACAUACUGUCAUGCAUUUCGAUCACCUCAUAUUACUAGUCACUGACUGAAUUCAUACUCAGUUGUUACAUCUAACCACACAAAUGACAUGAUAUGUAGAAUACAAACUUUGAAGUUUGGCCCACAAUAUAAAUCAUUCAUUCACUAAAUUUCGCAUCUUAUGAACUCAAAAUCUCACAAGAAAGCAUCGCGGUAACAAACUACCAAAUUUUCACGUCAGUCAAUUUUCGUUCUCCUACAGUGAGCUUGUACUUAGUAUAUUUAUUGUUAGUUCUGAUUCUGAUUACCUUGUAUUUCUGUAUCAUAUUUUGAUAAUUUUCAGAGAUAAAGACAUGUUCGUCUAAGCUGAAUUGGCCAUUCGAUGGUAUACGCUUGUGAAGACGCCACUACCUAGUUAAUUUCUCCAUCGAAGACAACAGAUUUCUCUGCAUAAUUUGUGUGGUGCAGGUGUUCGUGCGUUACAAUCAUUCAUUCACUUUGCUUUGCACUCCAUUCAAAUGCAUUACCGAAGUUUUAUUCUUCUGGCUCUACACGGUAAUAUUAUCACUUAUAGUUGAUCAGCAACCAACACCCUAACAAUGUGCAUUGGACUUUGUACUGUGUACACAUAGAACGUAGGGCUGGCUAUCUAAGAUCGUCGAAUAAUUCACACUAUACUUUCUGAACAACUUUGCUACUCUUAAUUGACUAUGAAUAUACCGAGUCCUAUUUUGGAGCACGUCUUUAUAUACUUGGAUUGGAAUGAACGUUCGCGAGCUGCUCGUGUGUGCAGGAAGUGGUAUUCUGUGUUCCGUUCUCCGAGUUUGUGGAGAAGAAUUGUGUUUAAGCCACCAUGUCGGCGGUUGACUAAACUUCAAUAUGAUAUUAGGGGAUAUCGUUUGUCAUGUUGUUUAAAGGCAAUUGGAUGUCAUAUUCGCAGCUAUAAGUUUCUGAAAAGUGAUGAUUUGUUUCUGCUCAACCGAACAUUGAAUCUCGUUGCGAAAUUUCUUGAAUACAAUGCCAAGUUACACAAGCGGAAUGAUGAACUUGAUAAAACAUGUUUUGAUUCAGAUGAUAAUGAGUAUUACGAAUCCUCCGUGGCAGCAAGUGAUUUUUCACUUAGUAGAAAGUCAAGCCACAAUGCUGCUUACGAAACAGUGUAUGGACCUGCUGGUUUUAUCAUUGAGGGCGAUCCUGAUGCUGAAGCUACCCUCCGGCUUAUAUUUGAACUACAAGAGCAUGAAGCUCAGCAAGAUACAUCUGAUUUUUCUCCUUCUGACGAUGAUGGAUCUGAACUGUUCGAUGAUUUUGAACAGUUCAGCUUAAACAGAAUGUCAUCAAUUAGCUAUCCUCCAUCUCAACGGUAUCACAAUAGUAGCCUACAGCGUAGUCAAAGCGCUCAGUGUCCUUCAACAGUACAGUCUUAUGCAAGGCCUCGCUAUCCACCGGUUGUUCACUCUUUUGAGUUGGAUUUUAAUGCUGAGGUUGAUGACUUACGCGGUUUUGUUUAUGGAACUGGAGGUGCAUUGUUGACAACAAUUAGUCGAGUUAUACGUCAGUUGAACAGACUUCGUCGUCUUCGACUGGUGGAUCUUUUUCUUGUUCCAGAUGAUGCUAGGCGGUUAGUUUGUGAGUUGAGUGAUGUUGUUUCACAGUGUUUAACUGAUCUCAACCUUCUUCAUUUCAACAAACCGUCAAGUGGUGCAGUUUCAACAUAUCUCCGUGAUUGUGUACCAAGCUUCCCGAACUUUACUCUAAACGACUGUCAAAAUAUUAGCCAUGCUUUAAACAGUAAUAACUCUGAGCACGUUGAUGAAGACUGGUAUCUUUUAGAUCCUCGUUGGCUUAGUGCUCGACCCCAUCGGAUUGGUGAUAAUCCUUUAUGUGAUUUAGCUAAUCUUUUUCCAAAGAUUACACGUCUUACUCUAAGCCCAAUGCAAUUUACUGGUCCAAUGCUUCUUCGACUUUUAUAUCAAACUCCAUUAAAGGAGCUAAUUUUAAUUCAAACUGAUUUAACAGUAUUCUGCGUACCUCGUACUGGAAACCUAACCCAUGUCCAACGAACAAUAUCAUAUGAUUCUGAUGAUUUAGGUGUAGGUUUCAAUGAGGAUCAUAAUUUCGAUCCUAAUGACUCUAUUAUGUCAGAAUUAAUUGAUUGGACAGAAGAUAUUCCACACCUUCGAAGAUAUGGUACUAGUCAAGAAACUUAUAAAUGGAAAGUUAUACUCCCAAACAUGUGGCGUGCAGCACUUUUCCUUCGGCCACACUUUACAGUUCAUUUAAAGUUAAAUCUAGUUGAAGAUUUAACUUGUUUGCGUUGGAAAAAUUCUUUAUCAGAGGAUAAGUUAAAUUCAAUACACAAUGUACUUUCAUUCUGGCCUCUUCCUCCGGCACCAGUUACCUCAAUCACAUUAAUUCUAAACGGAGAACCUACAUUCAUCGUGGAUUUAAUUAGUCCACGUAAUCCGAUCAGUCCUGUUUCCUAUUCACAAUCACUCACAUCGUUGAUAAUAGUGUUAGAGCAUAUUCCUUCUGAAUUGAAUCCACCUACUUCGGGAAAACAGUCUAGUGAAGUUUGUGAUGAUAAUUGUUCAUAUGGAUUAGAUCAUUUAUUACAAGAUUUAAUCAAGGCUUGUAAACAUUUAACCUUACUGGCUCUUGGUGGCUCUAGCGCAUAUGUACAUAUUUUAACUUUACUUGUAAUAUGUCAUCAAAGAAAUCAACCUAAUUGUACAGGCGAUGAAUACAAGUAUAAUCCAUUACAAUUGCUUGUUCAAAGGGAAUGCUGCCGAUUGGAUGGCGUUUGUCCGUUGAAUGUUCCAGCUACCAUCUCUGCCUGGUAUAGUACAAUGAUGUCGGAAUCAGUCUCGUCUAGAUUAAGAGUAGCAGAGUGUUGCCUGUGUACCGUACUGGGUCAACAUCGAUGGCAUUUCUUAACAAAUUCAGAAUUUAAUAACCAAUUGAGUAAUUACCUUUUCUGAGUUAUUUAUUUAUUUAUUCACUUAUAUAUUAAAGAGAUAAUUUCGUCUUAGAUGUGAGUGCCUUAUCUAGUCACCUUGUUAUUAUUAAUAUUCCUAGUAUGUACCUUUCGACUUCAGAUAUUAGCUCAUUCAUCCCCUAAGAGUUUUGCUUGCUUAGAGUCUUUGAAAAAUUUUGUUUAUUGCUCAUGUAUUAACGAACAAUAAGAAUGUUUUUACACCUGUACCUUUCGAAUUUUUCUCCCUCCUAUUUCGACUAAUAACAAGCACAUGAUUGCAUUUAACUAGACUUUAUCUAAUGAAAUUGUGCCUUUUGUAGGUUAUUUCCAUUUUGUCCAAUGACUUCAAUUUAUUUAUGACUGAAUAAAACUUCUUAUUAUGUUUUCUUUUGAAAUCACUAGCAUUUGUAUGUACAACAAAGAAUAAAAGGC
Molecule: messenger RNA, 5567 nt
Organism: Trichobilharzia szidati
Lineage: Eukaryota; Metazoa; Platyhelminthes; Trematoda; Strigeidida; Schistosomatidae
Source: the annotation of a GenBank genome assembly